Molecule: messenger RNA, 3341 nt
Organism: Malania oleifera
Lineage: Eukaryota; Viridiplantae; Streptophyta; Magnoliopsida; Santalales; Ximeniaceae
Product: pentatricopeptide repeat-containing protein At4g28010
Exons: 3
Coding region: 184-2385 (733 amino acids)
Molecular function (GO): protein binding
Source: RefSeq, a predicted model, not a curated record
GUUAAUAACCAUUUUAUUCUUUAAAUCGACACAUUCGCUUUGUAAAUCGCCGUCGCUCCGGACCUCCGGUGCCGCCUUUUCCCGAUUACUCCUCCUUCGACCGAAGGUAAGUUCUUUGACUGCAAUCCUUGUCGAGUUUCUCCCCAUCAGUUCGGUUUCAACAACAGAAUCUGAGUAACUGAAAUGAUCACGACGCCAGGCUUCAAGCCUCGGUCUCUGGUAUACCUCCCCUCGCAAGUUUUUCCCCAGGUCUGCUUCAGUCUCUUCUCUUCACUAUCAUCAUUAUUCGAACGAACUGAUUCCAAUUUCGACGACCCAAGAACUAAUAUCGAUACCCAAUUAAGAUCUCUAUGCGAGAAGCCCAAUUCUCAGUUUGUCGAAGCGGUUUCGCUCUUUCACCGUGCUGUUGAUUUGAACAUUUUGCCUUCUGAGAUAACCUGUAAUUUCCUUGUUGAUGCCCUCGCAAAAUCAAGGAACUAUGAAAUGGCAUUUUCAAUUUGUAAUAGGAUGGUAUAUGUUGGUAUUUUGCCGAAUUUUUUCUCUUUGAGGGCUCUAAUUGAAUGUUUUGUGCACAUCCGUGAGUCCAAAUUUGCGAUUGGUGUUGUGGGAUUGGCGUUGAAGCGCGGUUAUAAUAAUUGCGUUUUUCUUAUGAAUGUUAUAUUGAAGGGUUUGUGUCGAAAUGGCGAGGUUCUGAGGGCGAGUGAGUUGUUACGUGAAAUGGGUAAAAAUUUUGUGUUGCCAGACGUUUGUAGUUAUAACACUCUUAUUAGUGGGUUUUGCAAGGAGAAGAAAUUUGAUGAAGCCGCAGGCUUAAUGGAUGAAAUGGAGGCAGCGAAUUGUUGCCCUAAUUUGGUGACUUAUGCUACUUUAAUGGACGGUCUUUGUAAGGAGGGUAGAGUGGAUGGAGCAGUAGUUUUGCUGGAGGAGAUGAAGAAGAAGGGUUUGGAUGUUGAUGUUGUUGUGUAUAGUACACUUAUUAACGGUUUAUGCAAUAAAGGAAGCGUUGACAAGGGGAAAGAACUUUUCAAUGAGAUGUUGGGAAAAGGAUUAUCUCCCAAUGUGGUUACAUAUACUUGCUUAAUGAAUCAUCUUUGCAAGGCUGGGCUGUGGAAAGAAGUCACAGAAACAUUAAAUGCAAUGGCUGAAUUUGGGAUUCCCCCAGAUGCUAUUGCUUAUACAUGUUUAAUUGAUGGGCUUUGUAAGGAUGGAAAGGCAAGAAAGGCUAUGGACUUGUUGAAUUUGAUGCAAGAAAAAGGUGAAGAACCUAGCACUGGAACAUAUAAUGCUUUACUUCGUGGACUUUACAGGGAAGGUUUGGUGGUUGAUGCUGGUAAAAUUUUGCAAGUAAUGUUGGGAAAGGGGAAGGAACCUUACAGUGCCUUAAUAAGGGAACUGUGUGACGAUGGGAAACUUGAUGAGGCAACGAAGCUAUUCUAUUAUGUCUUGAAGAAUGGCAACCAUAUUGAGCCAGAUGUUAAGACAUUUAACAUCUUAAUACAUGGGCUUUGUAGAGAACGUCAUCUUGCUAAGGCUGUGGACAUUCAUAAUAAAAUGUUUGAGAGGGGAAACUUUGUUAACUUGGUGACAUAUAAUAUGCUAAUUCAGGGGCAUCUGAAGGCAGGGAAAGUUAACCGGGCUAUGGAACUUUGGAAACAGGUGCUUGACUUGGGGUUUGUUCCAAAUUCGUUUACUUAUAGUAUCCUGAUUGAUGGAUUCUGCAAGAAUGGUAUGGUCAGUAUAGCAAAAGGACUUUUUAGUGGAAUAAGAGAUUGUGGAAUUCGUCCUAGGUUAUUUGACUACAAUACAUUAAUGGCAACCCUGUGCAAGCAGGGCAGUUUGGAGCAAGCAAGGAGGCUGUUUCAAGAGAUGAGUGUCACAGAUUGUGAACCAGAUGUCAUCUCAUUUAAUAUCAUAAUUGAUGAAACUCUUAAAGCAGGGGAUUUUCAAUCUGCUAAAGAAUUGCUCAUGGACAUGUUUCAGAGGGGUUUGGCUCCUGAUCUUUGGACAUUUUCCACAAUAAUUAAUAGGCUUUCAAAAUUAGGGCAGUUGAAUGAAGCUAAAAGUGUUUUAGACAGAAUGGUUGCUUGUGGUUUUACGCCCGAUGCCUUUGUGUAUGAUUCAUUGCUAAAAGGAUUUAGUUCAAAGGGAGAAACAGAAGAAGUCAUUAACUUGCUUCGUCAAAUGGCAGCAAAGGGUGUUGUUCUUGAUCCAGAAAUAGCUUCUACAAUCUUGACCUGUCUUUGUCAUAGCUCAGAACAUCUGAAUAUAUUGGAGCAUUUACCUACCUUUUCCCAAGAAAGGUCGAAGGGAACAAGCAUCUCAUGCAAUGAGCUGUUGAUGAAACUCUCUGAAUCUAAUCCUGAGCUUCAAUUGUGUGCUGCUUGAUAUUUUCCAUAUUCAAGCUUGCCCGCGGAUGCCAUACUGUUUUAUGCUUUGUUUUGAACGAAUUAGAGGAUAUUUUGCUUCACGCUGAUGCUACUUGCUCUCCUGUUGCAAUGAAAUGGUUUCGACUGUUUGAGUGCACUGGAAAGAUUGGGAUUACUUAGCAAGGGCCUCCUACUGAACAUGGGAAUAGCUUGCCUCCGUGUCAAGGUGUUGAGUUCUUAUGAAUUUUUUCUUUUCGAGGGUGGAGUAUUUCAAUUGGUAUCGUUAUUAGGCUAACUUUGAAGAUGACAGACUGCUCAUUAGAAAAAAAAACAAAGGCAAGGUUAAAGAAAUAGAGGCAUUCAGUCUGCCAAUUCUGCUGGACCUACAGUAGCGAUGAUGAUUUUUCUCUGCUGAUUUUGGCACCAUGGAUCUGUGGAAUCUAAGUAUCUUCAAGGUGUGGAGGAGUUGCACAAACUUCUUCUGCAUCAACAUUUUAUGGUAAAAACAAUCUUGGUACAUAUUGAAAAUUGUACCAGGACUAGCCUCAUGGUCCUCAUUGCUAGGUCCACCACCACCACUGCUAGCUGCCAUUUGACUCUUGCUGCUGCUGCUGCUGCUGCUGCAACAACUGUUGAUUCUGUUGAUCUCAGUUUCUUGAUUAAAGAAGCUGGGCUAAUGCAGUGCAGGACCGUAAAAGCUGAUAGGGUGAGUUGGCAGCUGAAGUAAAUCCAUGAUGUAUGGAUUUCUCGAAUUGAGAAAAUACAUUGACGUUAGUAAGAUUUUGUGAAAAUAUUGUUAGGGCUGAAAAUUAUUGUUCACAUUGCUAUACUUUGACGUGGUUAUCCAUUAUCUACAACUCCUAGGGUGUACGAGGUUAUUUGGAUGACAGUUCUGUCUUUGAAUUUCUCGUCAUGAAGUUUUUAUCUGCUUUUCAGUUCAGGAAAGUGACAUGAAAUGGGCUGCUUUGUGUUUGU